Leguminivora glycinivorella is the source of this 2773-nucleotide messenger RNA. It is a transcript of the gene eIF4B, whose product is annotated as eukaryotic translation initiation factor 4B. The record is from RefSeq and is a predicted model, not a curated record. The coding region runs from base 9 to 1862 and encodes 617 amino acids. Lineage: Eukaryota; Metazoa; Arthropoda; Insecta; Lepidoptera; Tortricidae. The transcript has 14 exons. Gene Ontology annotation, molecular function: RNA binding.
CUUAUAAUAUGGCCGCUACAGGCAACAAGAAAUCAAAGAAGUCGAAAUGGAUCCCAGUGAGCAUCACAGAUAUUCUUGCGGAACCGACUACUAUUCCGACCACAAACAACUGGGCGGACUCUGUAGAUGAUGAACCUACGGAGAGCUAUGGGUACGCGUCGCGGUCGCGCGCGCCGGUGGUGCUGCCGUCGGCGUCGCGCGCGGCGCGCGGCGGGCUGGCCGUGGACGACGACUCCAUCCCGCGCCGCCCGCCCUUCAUCGCGCACAUCUCCAACCUGCCCUACGACGUUGACGAGAGCGCCAUUUCAGACCUCUUUGAGGGGCUCAAGAUUAUUAACUUGAGGCUGCCACGAGAAGGUGAUCGCCUCAAAGGAUUUGGAUAUGUUGACUUUGAAGACCGAGAGAGCCUUAUCAAUGCCAUGAACAUGCCCGAUCUUAGUGUCGGCGGGCGGCGGAUUAGGAUAGAGGUGUCGACCGAGAACAAUGACCGCCGCAUGGGCCGAGGGGGCCGCUCCGACCGGGACAGGGACUACGACCCGGAGCGCACGAUGGGCGACUGGCGCUCGGGCCCGCGCGCCGCGCCCGAGCCCACGGCGCGCCCGCGCGAGAUGACGCGCGAGCGGGACCGCGACCGCGACCGCGACCGGGACCGGGACCGCGAUCGUGAAGAAUCGACGGCCGACAUGCGGCCGGGCGCGUGGCGCGACGGCGACCGUCCGGCGCCAGAGCCGGCGCGCGCGCCGUACGGCGGCCGCGACUCCUUCGGCCGCGACCGCGACCGCGACCGCUACGGUGACGACCGCGGGCGCGAGCGCGGGUUCGGGCGCGACGGCGAGCGCGAGCGCGAGCGCGGCGGAUACGGCGGCCGCGACGGCUUCCGCACCGCCGAGCGCGACUCGCAGGGCUUCGGGAAUCGCGAAAGCAGAGGAUUCGGAGGCCGAGGAUUCGGUGACAGGGACCGCGAUCCACCUCCACCCAGAGAUGACAAGCCCCGCGAGCGGCCCAAGCUGAACCUGCUGCCGCGCACCGUGCCGCGCGCGGCCGACGCGCCGCUGCCGGGCGAGGCUGUGGCCGUGGCUGCAGCUGCAGCCGGCGACGACAAGCCCGCGCCCAAGCCCGUGUCCGCCGAGAAGGUGUUCGGCGCCGCCAAGCCCGUCGACACCGCCGCCAAGGAGAGGGAAAUAGAAGAACGCCUUCGUAAACAAGAAGAAGAGGCACGAAAGGGAACCGAAGAAAAAGAACGUUGGGGGCGUAGGAAUGAUCAUUCUGGAGAACGUCGUGGUGGCGCAAGGCGUGACGAUCGCGGCCGAGAUUCUCACAGCUACAACAGAGACCGGCGCGACAGGGAUGACAACGACAGGCGCGACUACAAGGACGACAGAGACCGACGCGACUACUCGGGCAACCGUGACCGGCGCGACUACUCCGGCAACCGAGACAGGCGAGACUACAAGGACGACCGAGACCGGCGCGACUACUCCAAGGACGAUCGCGACCGGCGCGACCACCCCAGAGACGACCGAGACCGGCGCGACUUCUCGCGCGAGGACCGCGACCGGCGGCCGGCCUCCCCGCGGGACCGCGACCACAGAGACGAGCGCGACGCCCGGGACUACCCGCGGGACUCGCGGGACGCCGACUCGCGGGACCGCGACCACCGGCCGCGCUCGCGGGACCCGUCCCGGGAGCGCGCCGAGCGCGGCCCGUCUCCUCGUGCCGACGACCGCAACGGCGGCCGCGCGCCAAGAGACCUCAGCCCGGACCAGAAGCUGCCCAAGAUGAAGGAGCAGGAAAAACCCAACUUUGUAGCGUCGAAUAAAUUUAGCUUCCUCGAGGAUGCGGACGACGGCGCGUCCGAGUAGCGCAGCGACUGCCGUGUAAAGUGUAAAUUGAUCAAGUGUAAAGACUUGCGCCACUGAGACUCAGUCGCGCCGUGUACCGAGUGACAGGACUACAGUGCGGUGUGUAUCCGGGAGGGCGCACAUGCUGCCGCCGCUGCGAGCCCGGCCCCAGCCCUCACUGGCCCCUAGAAGGCUGUGACUUCUACUUUAGUAAUAUUCAGCUCGUCUCCAUUCCGGUUGUGGGUACUCUUGUACAUAUUAGGGGCUCCGACGUCGCUUUCCUUGUAAAGGAGGCCGCGGUGAGGGCUGGGGCUCGAUUUGUGACAAUGUACUGAAUUGAUGUACAUUUUUCUAUGGGUUUGCUACGUAAUAGUGAACUACGUACGGUCGCAAAGGCAACGGCGAGCUUUCCCGCGACGUUCAGCGACAGGUUUUGUUUUAACGAUUUGAUACAGGUGCUGCUCUCCGAUAUUUUGUGAAUAUUGUUUUGUAAUUUCAUUUACUUUGUUGAAAUAUCAAAGCUUUUUUGAGUACUGCGACGCAAUACAUCGUGAUUGCCACCAAGGGAAUCUUAUUUCAUUAUUUUAGAAUAUUCCUUUAUGUUAAAUAUGUAGUCGAUUUAGAUUAUUAAAAUGUUAAUUGUAUUAUUUAUCUUUACAAACAGUUAUGGUUCCAUAAUCAAUUGCCAUGGUAGUGCAACAAUUACUUGCAAGUAUGCAUUUUUCUGUUGUGUAGCCUGCCCCAUUGAGUUUAGUCAGUGUGGAAAUUCACCUACCUACAGACGGUUAGGACCUUGUCACAAGGAUAUUUUUAUUGGUAAACACAUGUCCAAAGACGUGAAAAUUGUUUAAUAUGUAUUCAUUUCUCAAGUUUAUUUCAUAUACUUUGUUCUAAUUGUGAAUUAUAAAUAAAAUUACCUUUUUACAACCAAA